AUGAGAUUCUUUCUCUUUCUGAUUGGAACCUUUCUUGGCGCCUACGCCAUCAAGUCUCUUUCGUCGGAAUCUUGCCAAGUAUUUUUUGUGUCAUUAUUUUUUUCUUUGAUCAUUUGAAAGGUACUACCUAAUCUUACCUUCAGAGUAUUGACGUGAACGGGUGGUUAGAGUCUUCCGAUGGGAAGUUCGAUCAAGAUUGCCUCAGUGGAAAUCCGCCGAUUCUCUGUAACACGGAAGCUCUGAAAUGCGGUCAGGAGAAAUGUUGUGUGUGUAAGUAUUCAUUUAAUUUUGAGUUUUCCUAGAUCAAAAAAAAUCUUUGCAAAUCCAAGUAUGUAAUGUAAGACAGCCUCUCUAUCUCUUUUACCGACCAUGCAUGUCCAGAAAAACGGACUUUUUUGUCUCGAUAAAAAAAUUGAAAAUUAAAUGCUAUAGCUGAUUCACGGCUGGCUGGAGCCAUCAAAAAAGGGCCCUGACGCGAUGAGAAAAGAGACAGUGCCUGGUUCGUGGAGAGCGCAGACAAGCCACGCCCCUUAGUGUCGCAAGCUAGCCGUGAAUCGGCUAUAAUUUCUACAAGGAUGUUUCUAUUUUGUUUAAGCCUCACUUAUUUUUUCGAUUCGCAAGGAAUUUGCAGCCGAAUCGUCAUGUGGAGGUCGGUUGCUCGGAGAAUCGCCGAAGCUUUGUCAAAGUUCUAGCGAUUGCCAUCUGAAAAACGGCGUUGACGUCGAUUGCGUCGAGGUACCUUGAAAUUGUCAAUUUUCAAUGAAAGAUUCUGGGUUUCUGGUCUGAAUCGCAUUGCGUGAACCAUAACCAAUUGCAGAAACAGGCGGAAAGGCCGCUUUUUUCGGGGGUAGGCCACUGUUUGAGGGGGUAGGCCGCACCCCGGGGUGGGAUCCAGCCGACAUAUAGUCUGUUCAGAUUUUUAAUGUCAAGUGCAAUGACGUCGUUCAUAAACACUCUGUGGAUGGCUCGCUCUCUGAUUGGUUUAUCGCACCAUUAUGGGCGGAGCUUGAGCGACCACUUGAAAUUCAAAAUCUGAACAAACUAUAUGACCUCGGCAGCGUGGUUAGCUUUUUCACCUAUGGUUAAUGAGAUCCCGGUUCGAUCUCCUCUACAAGAGGCGCAAUAAUCUUGAAAUACUUUGCCAAACUGACGAGAGCCACACCGCAUAUUCUCAGAGAACCUGAUAUUUGAUCCCCACGCCAAAUUUUUUUUCUCAGGGAGUCUGUUGCCCCAAAGUCAUCGUCAAAAGGGAGGAUGACGAUUCAGGUAAUGUAUUUGACUGAAAAACUAAAAAAAGGGGUUAUUAGUUUGCCCUCUUAGUCAGGAAACUGUUUUUCCCUGCACCUGCGACGCAAAAACGUGUGGCUGCUCUUAUUCAAACUACAUUUGUACGAGUUACGGACCGAAGAAAGCAACUCGGCAGCAAAGAAAUCACUGUUGUCGUGAGUUUGCCUCGUUCUCUUCUAUUCUCUUCUUAUUUUUCUUCUGACCGCUUGAGCGGCGUCGGCAACCCAAGUCGAUUAACCGAGGUCCUAUCCUGAUACUUACUCACUCAUUUAGAUACUUAGAUUGUCCAUCUAAGACUUUUUAUUGAUCUAAACGUGGACCACACGUUAUCCAGCAGGUCCGGUCUUAUGCAAUCGGUCAUCCAAAUUCGACCUGGUUGACUCGCAUUCUUGCGAAAAAGUUCCAUCCAUGGUGUUGCACAUGUUAUAGCAUAAUUGUGGUCUGAUUUUCCUAUUUACCUAGUCAGGGCUAAAAGACCGCCAUUCUGUUUGUCGCUAUCUUCUUUCCUAUUAAUUUUUUUGACGAAUUAUGAUGAACAUAUCGAAAUUCGGGGCGCGCCAUAGCACAACAGGUCGUGUACCUGUCUAUGGUGACACAACAAUGUCACAAGUUCGAUCCCCGCCUCGACCUAACCAAGGGGUUUAAGAAAUGUUGGUAGUGGGGAAGUAUGGCUUCAAAAAUCCCCAGGCGUCACACAUAAGGACGGAUAUGUCACUAGAGCCAGUCCACUGGUUAUCAGGUUAGGAGCUCGGCUAGUCGACUUGGGGCGCUCGAGCGGUACAAAGGCGUAGGAAGACGAAGAAGAAUAACAUAUCAAAAUUUCAUUGAUAAAACCGUUCCGGAAUUGUUCGGUGGCCGUGAUCUUUCAAAAAUCACAGAAAUUGUUUUUUGAAGGUUUAUUGAAGUUACGGCAUGCCGGACAUGACGUUGAAAAGUCCAAAAAUACCACUUGAAUUCAUGGAUAGAUCUUAUCGCUUGGCUAAAUGGCUUGGCUUGGCCACCUUACCGAACCUCCACCUAUGCCGCAAUGACCAAGCUCAAAAAUAAUUUAUUCAUUACGCUGACACAACUGCACAUUUAAUUUUGAACUUUAGCGAUAGUCAAGUGUUCGACGGGAAUGUAUGCCGGAAUCGUGCACGAAAAAGAGUAUCUGACUGAAUUCACAGGAAACAGGCUCAAUACCUAUGCAGAGAACAAUCUCAUGUGUAGUGAGUUACUCAUACAAGUCUUAUUCCAUCUCGAACUCAAAUCGGUAGUAUUAAACAGUCUUUACCAAAAGAAAAACUGUAUUUUUAUACACACACAGGAGGUCGAUACAAGUAGGUACGGGGUAACAAAUUCAAAGUCAAUCGUCGCAUGGUAAUCGGUGGUCGUUUGUAUGCGACCGGGUACUAUCUCUUUUGUACCUGGAUACUACCGGAGAGGUAUCGCGAUGCUACGGGUAUGAUUCGACCGUACGCUUUCCGGUACCAUGAAAGUGGCUAAAGCUAGGUAUCGGGUAGCUCCCCGGUACCUACUUGCAUCGGUCUCCGGGUUCAUCUUAGCGUGAGCAUUUAUAAGUAAAGCCCGCUCAAUUUUUUCCUCUAACAACAACCAUAUUCGAGCAUAUAUUUGGGUCGAUCAUAAGCUCAUUCACGGCUUCAUUGGGAAAAUGAGGGGGCAUGGCCUGUCUGCGCUCUCCACGAGCCAGUUACUAUCUCGUACAUUAUCGUGUCAGGACUCUGGUGAAUCGAAAGGUAGAUACAAGUAGGUACCGGGUAGAAACCCAAGUCAAUCGGCGAAUGGUAAUCGGUGGUCAUUUGUAUGCGACCGGGUACUAUCUCUAUGGUGCCUGGAUAGUACCUGGGUGGUAUCUUGAUGCUACCGGGUAUGUACCUGAAAUUCGCGAUUGCCACUGGCUGGCACAUUGGUCGUGUAUAUAGCAUCAGUGUUUUUUUACACCUUCCAAGCCUGCCAGGGUCAUAAUUGGAUAAAGCUGAAACAAAAAAUAACGACCCUGGAAGCAAUUCCAGACUUUCCAAAAGAAAUCGCGAUUGUCAGGUAGCUACCCGGUAGCUACUUGCAUCGAUCUCCGACCCAGGUAGCAUAGAGAUAGUACCCGGUCGCAUACAAACGACCACCGAUUACCAUACGCCGAUUGACUUUUCAAAAGUUGCUACCCGGUAGCUAUUUGUAUCGACUUCCCGAUUCACCUUUGAACCCUUUUUUCGAUGGCUCAAGGCAGCCGUGAAUCAGCAUCAGCUAUUUUUGAUUCGUUGAAAAGAAGCCGGAAAAUUGUCUGAUUGAUGAGAUUUCAACCGAAGUAAGGAAAGAAAGGUCUUGUUUUCAGAUAUUCCACUGCCCUACCUUCUCAGAAGACUCGUUUUCGGAUACAAGGAAGAGAUUAAAAAAAAAGUUCUCAAGAAUCGAAACCAUUGGGCUAUUGGAUUCGAUAAAACGAAAAGAGGACCAUUCAAAAAAUGUGCAACAAAUAGCGACUGCGAAGAAGACCAAUAUUGCGAUCACGUAUUGACGGAAUUUUUCGCUAAGGACGAAUACUACGACAAGACGAACGAAAUGAAAGCCUGCUUCAAAAGUGGGAAUUUUUGAACUGUGAAAUUAUUUUCUCAGGUUAUCGCAGAUCUAUCGCAAGCAGGCACUAGAAAACUUUCUCUGAUCAAAUUUUUGAUUACCGAGGAGUCUGUCGAAAACACCUGAAAAAUCUUUAUUUCGAAAGAUUUCAGUGGGUGAAGGGGGGUAAAAAAACGGUCCGUGUUCAGAUUUCGAGUUGAAAUGGUUAAGCAUUCAGAAAUUUUCAGUUCCCAAACUGUACGGUAAAGUUUUGAAAGACAAAACCUACGGCCUUCAGAUGUGUAACGGGUAAGUCUAGAACUUGAAAAUAAAUCUCAUCACUUUCUUUAAGACUCACCGAGUGCAUGGCUCCUUCGCACUAUUGCUUCCAUGGAUUUCGUAGUUUUUCCCGAGUCAAUGAGGACCCUAUUGAAAAAAAAGGGAUCUGCAUGGAAGGUUUGUCUGAGCGAAUCUUCGAAAAAAAAAAGCCGCACCUUUCGAAAAGAAUAAUUUGAUUUUGACGACCCACAACGAUGGCUCUUUUGUCGUUAUCAGUCAAAUCCUUUUUUCCAGAGGUUCUUCCCAUGUCUGAAAACAGGAAAAAAACAUAUGGCAACAUUAUUACUUUUAAAAAAUUUAAUAAAAUAAAUAAAAAUAAAAGCAUAAAAACAAAAAAAAUUGAAUUCAAUAAAAAAUGCCUAAAAUGCGUCAUAGUGAUUGCGGACAUGUCUUUGUAUACCGUAUAUAUUUCAAAGUAUAUUUUACAUUAUCCCUGGAAGUUAUAUUUGAAUCGGAUGAGUAUUCGCUGAGAUAUCCCCAAAAAACCAAAACUUAAUAUACUUUUGAGCGGUACUGUAGUUGUUCUCCCUGAAUUUUCUAUCGUAAACAAAUUUUUUUUUCAGCACCGAUAAAAUUAUGCAAACGCGGAAAGGAUUGUGCCCCAGAUGAGUACUGUCAUGGCAUUCUGAAGGCUUUAACUGAACUGGGUCAUGCUGGAGAGAGUGCAAAAAAACGUGCCAAAAAAACGUUUGUUUUUCCCAAUUUUUUUCGGAAAUUACAGAAAUCAGAAUUUUCGGGAUUUUCAUGAGCAUUCGUUUCGAAAAAAAAAAAAAUUAACUUUAAAAUUAUAGUUCCAACUGUGCCAGGAUUCAUUCAAUACCAUAUAUAUGGCAGAGAUCCAAUGUUUUGUGAAAAAAAAAGACAUUGCCGGUCAUACGCAAAGUGCCACCCUCUGGAUCACAGCAUUUCGCCAAUUCAACCACAAGGAGUUUGUAUUCACGGUAAGUUCAGUUCCUUCUGUAGAAAGAAAAAAAAAAUAGUCUGUUCUGCCGCACUUGAAAGGCAUUGAACGUACGGAUAGAGUGUCUGAUUGUAUUCAAGUGUAGGGGGUGGAAUGUUUCUCAUUGUUUAAUCACCUUAAAUUAAUAAAUGAAAUGAUGAUGCUCUAAUCUUGUUCUCCUUACGCCUUCGUACCAGUUGAGCGGCGUCGGCGGUGUCGAUUCCUAUGCUGAUAUCAGUGAUAAUCAAUGGAAUGCCUCUAGUGUCAUAUCCGUCCUUGUGUGUGACGGCUGGGGAUUUUCGAAGUCGUGGUCUCCCACUACCAACAUUUCUUGAACCCUUUGGUUGUGGGCGGGGAUCGAACUUGUGACCCUGUGGACCGUAGACAGGCACAACACCUGUUGCGCUACGGCUCGCCGAUGGUGCCCUAAUCAAGAGAUAGUUAUUAAAAAAUCUCUCUCUCGCGUUUCCUCUAGACGAAUAACCGCUCUAUUCUGUCAAAAUUGAUUCAAUAUGGUCUUUUGAAAAUUGAAAAUUUUUUCAAGAUCUUCAUUUCGAUGGAAAAAAAUACUCGACACCUUUUCCUAUUUAUAAUGGAAGUAAGCAAACCGAAUGUCAAACCGAUAGGCAGUGCCGAAGAUCGAGCUUUUUGACAACUAUGAUGUCGCCUGAAGCAGACAUCUACACGUAAGACUUUGGAAACAAAGUUUCUUUAAUUCAAAUUUGCAGAUAUAAGUGCGUGCCUGUGAAAAACUUGACUCUCUGUAUUCAUGGUGGGUUCAUGAAAUCAACACGCUUCACAAUUUUCAUCAAGAAAAGAGUUAUUUUGGUAACGGGGAGGGGUUGAACGCAAUCUUUAAAAAUUAAUAUCUCAAAUACUAGAAGUUUGCCCAGGUAACGACUAUGGGGGAUCUUCAUCUGGAGAGUGUUUGAGCCAAUAUGUGGAAAAAUCCAAAGUUCAAAGUAAGAAUAAAUCUCGUAGAAGUAGAGUCUUGUUGAUGAAGGCAAAUUUUUGAAAAUGGCAGCGCUUAAAUGAAAAGCUUUUCAUAACCUUCCGAGUCAAAAUCAAGGCUACUUCUAGUUUCAUCUUAAAAAUCAAAAAAAAAAAUCGCCUUGGCGUGUUUUGCCGACGUCAAACCAUUUCAAGUCAAGACAGUAUGAUUUCAGAAAUGCUCGAUCAGUCCAACUGUACAACAGGUGAAAUUGCGGUGGCCGACGUCGAUGGCGUCACGCCGAAAUGUAUACCAGGAACACUGAGACCUCAAGAUUUCCCUUAUUUGAACCCUCUUCCGGGGGCUCCAGGGAUUCCUUUGGAUAGCGGAGCUGUAUCGAGCUCUGAAGCUUCCGCCGCACAGGUGAAUAAUAAAUAUUUUUGCAUCAACCACUAUUGUUGAUUUCAUUAAGGUUUAAGGGCGGAUUGAAAAUGUAUCACUCUACUAGAUGACUGUGAACAAAUGAAUUGUUUGAAAACUUAAAAGCUAUGCAGUAAAACUUUACUUCCUUUCGACUGUUAGUGAUACUCGACCCUCUUUCCCAAGCUUCACAGGCGAAUCGGGAGGGUACCAUAAUGUUUCCACAGAGAUACCUCUCAAAAUGGAUCGUGAGGAACCCAUGUGUCCAUCGUGAAACCUCCAGCAUAUCCCUUACCACUUAGCUCUACAUAUGUGAGCCAUCUCGGAGGUACUUGAGAGUGUCUCUGAAGUCUAUCUCAUUUUGCCCAAGGUCCUCAGAGGAUUACUCGAGGUAUCAUCGAUAUACUUCAGAAAGUAUCACCCUUUCUCUAUUCGCCUAUUUUUUGAAAUGAUUUUCUUUGAACGGAAAACUUCCAGAGCAAGAAUGAACACGACGAAGGAAGCGACGAAGGAAGUACGAACAAAAUCAUCGCCAUAGUCGUUGGAAUCAUUUUCCUAACUAUCCUCAUAAUCUGCGGCGUUCUUGGAAUCAUCAUCUACAAGAAGAAGCGGAGAAGACGAUGA
Molecule: messenger RNA, 7091 nt
Organism: Caenorhabditis auriculariae
Lineage: Eukaryota; Metazoa; Nematoda; Chromadorea; Rhabditida; Rhabditidae
Source: the annotation of a GenBank genome assembly